This is a messenger RNA of Rotaria socialis, 1413 nucleotides long. The record is from the annotation of a GenBank genome assembly. NCBI's taxonomy places the organism in Eukaryota, Metazoa, Rotifera, Eurotatoria, Philodinida, Philodinidae.
AUGUUAUCUAACGAACGUCGUCGACAUCAUCGAUCAUUAUUAGAAGCACCCAGAAUUACAGCAAUGAUCAAAAAAUCGACUCCAGGUACUUUAUCACCUGAAACAACAACAACAACUUCAAGCGGCUAUUCAACAGGCGGUUCAUGUAUAUCGAACACGAAAGAAUCAAGCUUGAAAAAGUCAUCAUCAAUUGCCUACAGGCAGCAAUGCCAUCAGCAACAGCACAAGACACAAUCAAAGGGUCUUCAUAAUCUAUUGUCUAAGCUUAAAAAUCUUCUUCUACCAUCUAAAACCAACGAUAUAAGUUCACAAAAAAUGCGGUCAACAACAUCAAGACAAAUAUCAUCGAUCAAUAUACUACGUCAAUAUCAUCCAAAUUCAAUAAUAUACGAUAAAAUUCCACCUUCUUCAAUAGCUAUAAGUAAUGCUAUUUCAUUACCAUUUACAUAUUAUCAUAAUUCACCAAUACAACAAUCGAGUGGUAAUUUUGAAAAAAUAUCUGCAUGGCUUGAUUAUACAGAAAAAAUGGCAAACACUGCACAAAAUGGGCAUGAUUCAUUAUUUAUUAAUUCACAUAAACCAAAAAUAACUACAUCGUCAUCUUCAGUACAACUUAAUAAACAAGCAGUCACUGUCGUUAUGAAAAACACUCGAGCGAAUAUCAGACCGCCGAAACGAAGUUCAUCAUUAGUCGCACGAAUCACUCAACCAAUAAUCGAACAACAAUUUCAAAAGACUAUUUCUCCUGCUUCAUCGUUUUCUUCAUCGAUUCUUACACGAGGAAUGUCAGAACGAGCCACUCCGCCAUCGUCACCAACAGAAAAAACUGAUAAACAUUCAUCGAAGUCUAAUCGUCAACGUCCAGUUGACUUUUCACGUCGACGUACCAUCGCUUCAACAAACGAACAUAAUUCAAAUAAAGAAAAUUCUUCAACAAAAUAUCAACAUCAAUAUCCACAAGAUAUCUAUCGGUUUUCUCCUGUAUCAUCUAAAAAUAAAGUUGAAAUUCGUAUUCCAUCAUCGAAACCUGUUGUAGCAAAAGAAUAUUAUUUUCAUUCGGAUUCAACAGACACAAAUGAAGAUUUACUAAAUAAUUCCUAUGGUUUAACACUACUCAAACAACAAAAACAGCCCACACCGCCACAACCAGUUCAACCACGACAUUCCGUAGCAACCGUUCUUAUGAUAUCACAAGUUCCUAAUCAUAUUUUGUCUGAAAAACAAUAUAAUCCUCGAGCGUAUCUUCAACAAGAUUAUUCACUUGACUCAUUGGAUGAUAUAUUAUGUGAUCGUGAAGUUGAAAGUUAUUUUUAUCCAACCUCUCAAUCAGAUCAUUUAUAUAUGAAUUUUGAAAAUUCAACGAAUUCUUCUUAUCAACCAUCGUUGUCUUAUUUUCAUGAAACUUUAUGUUAA